Hemibagrus wyckioides is the source of this 2345-nucleotide messenger RNA. It is a transcript of the gene mamdc2b, whose product is annotated as MAM domain containing 2b. The transcript is spliced from 14 exons. The record is from RefSeq and is a predicted model, not a curated record. Lineage: Eukaryota; Metazoa; Chordata; Actinopteri; Siluriformes; Bagridae. Gene Ontology annotation, cellular component: membrane. Bases 95 to 2104 code for a protein of 669 amino acids.
ACAGACAGACAGCUCCCAGUUGAAGACUAGCUCAGUUUAGGAGAGGACACAUCAGUUCCUGUCUGAAGCUGAGGCUGAACACACGCUGAGGAGAAUGGAGAUCUUCACUCAGGAGAAGAUGAUUCUUUACGUCUUCCUCAGCAUUCUCGCCAUGGCUCGAGGGAAGAUAUUAGCAGGUUCAUGCAGUUUUGAGAAGACCAUGUGUGACUACACAGCAGAUCCAGCUUUUCUCAGCUGGAACCUCAACCCUAAAGAGCAUUUCAUCACUCUGGAUGCAACCUUGCAGGGAGAUGGGGACAAGGCAGUUCUGUUGGGUCCUGAUUUGGAGCUGCAGGAUUGGAGCUGUCUCCGCCUCAUCUAUCAGAUCACUGGUAAUGCCUCACUUCAGGUUCUCUCUCGUUCAGAGGGAGAGAAUUUUGACCACACGCUCUGGUCGUCCAGCAGUUCCUCUGAUAGCUGGACCAUCACCACCAUAGACCUGCAGAAUUCCACUGAAACUUACAAGAUAGUGAUUGAGGGUAGACGAGGCUCAGCUGAAAACAGCAGUGUGUCCAUUUUUGAGGUCAACAUUUCAGAUAAAUACUGCAUCGAGUGUGAUUUUGAGGAGUCUCACCUGUGUGGCUUUGCGAGUCAGUGGAGUGGAAAUGUGAACUGGUACGUGGGGAGAGGAUCUCCAAACAACCCUGCACUCAGUGACGGUCCCGGUCAUUACAUGUACGUGGAUUCGAUCCACUGCAGGACUCUGAAGGAAGUGGCCACACUGCUGUCCCCCAUGACCUCGGUGCCCAUGUCCGGCUGUUUGAGUUUUCUCUACCAGCAGGACCACGCCGAGGGUCACAUGUUCUCGGUGUACAGCAGGGACCGGGCGGGGCAGUACAGCGAGCUGUGGAGAGCAGACCUUCCUGAGAGCAACCAGGUGGAGCAGGAGGUCAAAACUCGAGUGUGGAUUCCUGUACAGCUGACCCUGAGUGCCCCCUACCCCCUACAGGUGGUAUUUGAAGUGUCCUUUAACAGUCCUAAUGGAGGUCGUGUUCUGCUGGAUGAUGUUGUAUUUUCUCCGGAGUCAUGCUCUGCAGGAAAAGAGUCUAUGUUUAACCCCUCAGUGGCAGACUGUGAUUUUGAGCUGGGUUUUUGUCGAUACACACAGAACAUGAUGCAGAGUGAAAUGUGGAGGAGAGUCUCAGUUCGGCCCAAUGUGUACCGUGAGGGAGAUCACACGACCGGGAGGGGUUCCUUCUUGUUAGCGAGUUCACGCUUCACCAUGCAGUCUGGCUCCAUCACUCGACUGUUCGGACCGUCUCUGCCCAGCAACCAGAGGUUCUGCCUGAGGUUCUACUACUCUCUCCGAGGUUUCAGUAAAUCUGAGCAGACAUUAUCCGUGUAUCUGUAUAACAGCACAGCACAGAGACACAGCCGGGUCUGGAGCCCGAGUGAUGGGACGAGAGACGUGUGGAUUCAGGUGGAGCUCAGCAUCCAGACUCAGAACAGCACUCAGGUGAUGUUUGCAAGUACGUGUAAAAGUUUUUGGAACUGUGGUUCUGCUGCUCUCGAUGACAUCAGCCUCCGUCCUGGGGACUGUGACCUACCAUCAGGUUCUUCGUCGGUUCCUUCACACUGUGACUUUGAGAAAGGAUUUUGUGAAUUUACUCAGGACAAAAAGCGUGACACAUCAGAGUGGGUUUUGAUCAGAGGAGCAACACCAACCUCCUACACUGGACCUAAAGGAGACCACACCACCGGAGUGGGUCAUUAUCUGUACAUCGAGGCCUCCCUGAUGCUGCCAGGUCAUAGUGCCCGCCUUCUGUCCCGCCCCCUUCGAGGUUCUAGAGCAGCUCAGUGCCUGCUCUUCUUCUACCACAUGUAUGGUUCUGGAACAGGUUCUCUCAGAGUUCUGCUGCACUCUGAGCUGGAGGAUGGAGAGAUGGUGCUGUGGGAAAGGAGUGGAGAACAGAGCAUCUCCUGGAUGAGAGCGUCAGUGACCUAUCAGUAUGACCAUCACCACCAGAUUGUAUUUGAAGCCACCCGAGGCCCAUCCAUACUGAGUGACACUGCCAUUGAUGACAUCACAUUUCAGAAGGGACCGUGUAAAGAUGGUGAUCUGUGACUCCGCCUUUCCCUCAGUCAGAUCUGAUUAUAAUGACACACAGCAAGAGAAGAAACGUCUUUAAAACAGCUUUAUUAUGUUUAGCAUUAAACACCUUAUACAGGUGAUAGUCUCUCAUGCCUGCGUUUAUAACCGUUUAUUCACUGUGUGACUUCAGCCUUGUGAUUUCAGAUGAUUCCUCAUCACACUGUUGGUCAUCCUGUCCAUUAAACCCUGCAGUGAACUCUGUAGCAGUCUGUGU